Messenger RNA from Galeopterus variegatus (Sunda flying lemur), 684 nucleotides. It is a transcript of the gene PTRHD1, whose product is annotated as peptidyl-tRNA hydrolase domain containing 1. The transcript has 2 exons. Gene Ontology annotation, molecular function: peptidyl-tRNA hydrolase activity. The coding region runs from base 98 to 520 and encodes 140 amino acids. Lineage: Eukaryota; Metazoa; Chordata; Mammalia; Dermoptera; Cynocephalidae. The record is from RefSeq and is a predicted model, not a curated record.
UGCUCGCCUUCAAAACCAAUCCACUAGGUCCCAGAGUGCUUCGCGCUGCCGCCGUACAAAAACAUGGCGGACCUCAAGGCCCCUCCCUGAUCCCAGCAUGCACCGGGGAGUAGGCCCAGCCGUUCGGGUGGUCAGGAAGAUGGCGGCCUCUGGGGCGGAGCCGCAGAUCCUGGUACAAUACUUGGUGUUACGAAAAGAUCUAGCGCAGGCACCGUUCUCCUGGCCGGCGGGCGCAUUGGUAGCACAGGCUUGUCACGCAGCCACCGCUGCCUUGCACGUUCACCGCGACCACCCCCACACCACAGCGUACCUCCAGGAGCUGGGGCGCAUGCGCAAAGUGGUCCUCGAGGCCCCAGAUGAGACCACCCUAAAGGACCUGGCUGAGACCCUUCAACAAAAGAAUAUUGAUCACGUGCUAUGGCUUGAGCAGCCAGAGAAUAUCGCCACUUGCAUUGCGCUCCGGCCAUACCCUAAAGAAGAAGUGAAUCUGUAUUUGAAGAAGUUCCGAUUGUUCAAAUGACUGCUGCUUUGAUGUAUUCAAUAUCAGCUGAAUCCAGAAACAGCAUGCCAUCCAUCCCUAAGCAUCAUGUACUCCUUUCAGUGUCAACUUGCUCUUCCCUUUCAGUUAUGACGGUUUCUUGAGGGUCAAACAUAUGGUCCUAUUAAAGUUGUCAGUAGUAAGUA